This is a messenger RNA of Ostrinia nubilalis (European corn borer), 694 nucleotides long. RefSeq names its product large ribosomal subunit protein uL22 (gene RpL17). Gene Ontology annotation, molecular function: structural constituent of ribosome. The coding region runs from base 99 to 662 and encodes 187 amino acids. Gene Ontology annotation, cellular component: ribosome; cytosolic large ribosomal subunit. The transcript is spliced from 4 exons. Lineage: Eukaryota; Metazoa; Arthropoda; Insecta; Lepidoptera; Crambidae. The record is from RefSeq and is a predicted model, not a curated record. Gene Ontology annotation, biological process: cytoplasmic translation.
GUUUUUAAAAACUUUACGUCAACGUCACUGUCAUGCAAACUGUCAAAUAGCUUUGUCUAUUCCUUUUCCUUGAUAAAUUUUCUCCUGAGAGAAGCAAAAUGGGUCGUUACUCUCGGGAACCGGAUAACCCAGCUAAGUCAUGCAAAGCGCGUGGCUCCAACCUGCGUGUUCACUUCAAGAACACAUACGAGACAGCGAUGGCGAUCAGGAAACUGCCCCUGCGCCGUGCUGUCCGUUACCUGAAGAACGUUGUUGACCAGAAAGAGUGCAUUCCUUUCCGCCGCUUCAACGGUGGGGUGGGCCGAUGCGCCCAGGCCAAGCAGUUCGGAACCACACAGGGACGCUGGCCCAAGAAGUCUGCAGAAUUCUUGCUGCAACUUUUGAGGAACGCUGAAUCUAACGCUGACUACAAAGGUCUUGAUGUUGACAGGCUGGUCAUCGAUCACAUCCAAGUAAACCGCGCACCCUGUCUCCGCAGGCGAACGUACAGAGCGCACGGUCGUAUUAACCCUUACAUGUCGUCUCCCUGCCACAUCGAGGUGUGUCUGAGCGAGAGGGAAGACGCCGUCGCCCGCGCGGCGCCCGCCGACGACGCGCCCGCUAAGAAGAAGCUGUCCAAGAAGAAGCUUGCGCGUCAAAAGGAGAAGAUGAUGAGGGAAUAGGCUUUUAAGGGUUAAUAAAUGACUUACCACAA